ACAAACAUAUGUUUCCUAUAAAUAAGGUUGUAACGGCCAUGCAUGAAUGUUUGUUCUCAAUUUUCAUGGUAAGCUAAAAGAGACAUUUGCGUUUGACCAUUCCAAAACCCAUACUGAAUCCAUCCUCCCUCCAUUACAACCCCGCCGUCAGCCUAUCGCAACCCUCCUCUUGUCCUUCCUCCGUUUAUGGCCGACAUUACCAUUUCCCUAAACCCCCCUUAGAAUCAAAAAUCAAGAACUCAGACCUACAAUUAGGAAACAAGCAAAAAAGAAAAGACCUUUCAUGUUUUUUCUUUGUCCCAUUUCUUGUUUUCAUCUCAUUUUUUAAUAUAAGGUUUAACGCAAUUCCCCCUCUUGUCUUUCUUUGUAUACCAUUUUACUCAUAUUCUUCUUCCUUAUGUGGUUUCAUUUUUCCUUGUGGAAAAAAAAAAUCUGAUUUUGGCUAUCUCUGAGGAAAUAAUUAAGAGUCCGCUAUUAGGAUGGCGGACAUAGUGAAACAAAUUCUAGCAAGGCCAAUACAAUUGGCAGACCAGGUAACAAAAGCUGCUGACGAGGUUUGCAAUUUCAAACAAGAUUGUCUUGAAAUCAAAGCCAAAACAGAGCGGCUCGCGGCUCUCCUCCGACAAGCCGCGCGAGCUAGCAGCGACUUAUACGAACGUCCAACGCGACGAAUCAUCGAUGACACGGAACAAGUUUUAGACAAGGCUCUCACCCUCGUAUUCAAAUGUUGUGCCAGAGGAUUGAGUCGUGUUUUUACGAUCAUUCCAACUGCUGCUUUAAAGAAAACGGCUCAACAGCUUGAGAAUUCAAUAGGUGAUGUUCAAUGGCUGCUACGUGUCUCAACACCAGCGGACGAUCGCGACGACGAGUAUCUCGGGCUUCCUCCAAUUGCAGCUAACGAGCCAAUUUUAUGUCUUAUAUGGGAACAAAUUGCUAUUUUGUGUACAGGGUCGUUAGAGGACCGUUCUGAUGCGGCCGCGUCGCUUGUGUCAUUGGCUCGAGACAACGAGCGAUAUGGCAAGUUGAUUAUAGAAGAAGGCGGGGUCGCGCCAUUGUUGAAAUUGGCUAAAGAAGGACGAAUGGAGGGUCAGGAGAACGCGUCGAGGGCUAUUGGCUUACUUGGUAGGGACCCUGAGAGUGUUGAACAGAUUGUGAAUGCUGGUGUUUGUUCUGUUUUUGCUAAAAUUCUCAAAGAUGGGCCUAUGAAAGUUCAGAUAGUGGUGGCUUGGGCUAUUUCAGAAUUGGCUAAAAAUCACCACAAAUGUCAAGAUCAUUUUGCUCAAACUAAUACUAUUAGGUUAUUGGUUAGUCAUCUUGCUUUUGAAACAAUUCAAGAACAUAGUAAGUAUGCUAUUGCUGCAAACAAACAUCAUAUGUCGAUACAAGCAGCUGCAAUGGCACAUUCUAAUUCUUCUAGUGCUAGCAACUUCAGUGAUCACACUGGAGGCAAGGUUGACGAUGAUGAUAAUAGAACUCAGAGUAAAAUUCCUCACCCUAUGGAUAAUCAAACAACUGACCACAUGCAUAAUUUGGUUACAAGUGCAAUGGCCGUGAAAAACCAGACACAAAAUCAGCCCAACAAUCCUAUAGCAAAUCCGAAUCUGAAUCAGCAGCAGCGACAACACGCGAAUCAGCAGAGGCAACACCAUGUUGGAUUGACUGGGACUAGUAUUAAAGGGAGGGAAUAUGAAGAUCCAGCUACAAAGGCUGAAAUGAAGGCGAUGGCUGCGAGAGCACUUAGACAUCUUUGUGCUGAAAAUGUUAGCAUUUGUAGUAGUAUUACAGAAUCCAGAGCUCUAUUAUGCUUUGCAGUUUUGCUUGAGAAAGGCCCUGAUGAAGUACAAUAUCAUUCAGCCUAUGCACUAAUGGAGAUCACAGGAGUUGCUGAGAAAAAUGCAGACUUGAGACGCUCUGCCUUUAAGCCCACGGCACCAGCUGCCAAAGCCGUGGUAGAUCAGUUCUUGAGAAUUAUCAACAAGGAAGACUCCGAAUUACUCAUUCCAAGCAUUCAAUCAAUAGGGCAUUUGGCUAGGACUUUUCGAGCAACGGAGACAAGAAUCAUUAGUCCAUUGGUGGCUCUAUUAGAUGAUAGAGAACCAGAAGUAACUAUUGAGGCUGCAAAUGCACUCAACAAAUUUGCUUGUACAGAAAAUUUCCUAAGAGUCAAUCAUUGCAAGGCAAUAAUUCAGGCAGGAGGCACAAAGCACUUAGUUCCAUUGAUUUAUUUUGGAGAACAAAUGGUUCAAAUUCCUUGUUUGAAACUCUUGAGUUACAUAGCAACACAUGUUCCUGAUAGUGAAGCAUUAGCUGAUGAUAAUGCACAUAUAGUGUUGGAAUGGGCUACAAAACAAGGGCACUUAAUGCAAGAUCCUAUAGUUGAAGAAUUAGUGAACAAAGGCAGAGAAACUAUGGAACUUUAUCAAUCUAGAGGCUCACGGCUGUGAACCUAUCAAGUUGUAUAAUACUUCCACAGUAUGUGAAAAACUAGGUACUUUUUAGUGUUCCUUUUUAAAUUUCUUUUUCAGUAAUCUUGGAUCAUAUACAAGAUUAGCUUCAUGUACCUUGCUCACAUAUAUGUUUAAAUCACCAGCUUUGUCUAUUCGA
Molecule: messenger RNA, 2604 nt
Organism: Nicotiana attenuata
Lineage: Eukaryota; Viridiplantae; Streptophyta; Magnoliopsida; Solanales; Solanaceae
Exons: 2
Coding region: 480-2444 (654 amino acids)
Biological process (GO): cell surface receptor signaling pathway
Molecular function (GO): protein binding
Source: RefSeq, a predicted model, not a curated record